Heterocephalus glaber (naked mole-rat) is the source of this 915-nucleotide messenger RNA. The record is from RefSeq and is a predicted model, not a curated record. Lineage: Eukaryota; Metazoa; Chordata; Mammalia; Rodentia; Bathyergidae.
CGGGCAGGAUGCAGCCACUCCUGCUCCUAUUGGCCUUGAUCCUACUCCCUGGGGCCAAGGCGGGGAAGAUCAUUGGAGGACAAGAGGCCAGGCCCCACUCCCACCCCUAUAUGGCAUAUCUUCAGGUGGGGAGUCCAGAAGAUCUGACCAGUUGUGGGGGAUUCCUUGUACGAGAAGACUUUGUGAUGACAGCAGCUCAUUGCUGGGGAAGUGUUAUAAACGUCACACUGGGGGCCCACAACAUCCGGAGGCUGGAAAGGACCCAGCAGAGGAUCUCUGUGCUCAGAGCCAUCCCCCAUCCUGGAUAUGACCAGCAAACCUUCCUGAAUGAUAUCAUGUUACUGCAGCUGAGGAACAGAAUCAGGCGGAAUAGAGUUGUGAGGCCAGUGGCUCUGCCUAACGCUGGGGAGAAGCUGAGGCCUGGAGCCUUGUGCACAGUGGCUGGCUGGGGCCGGGUCAGCCUGGACAGGAGGACAGACAGACUGCAGGAAGCACAGCUAAGAGUGCAGAGUGAUCGGAAGUGCAGUCGUCGCUUCAGCACAUACAGCAGCCAGACUGAAAUUUGUGUUGGGGACCCUAGACAAAGGAAGGUCGCCUUCAAGCAUCUGGAGGAAUGGGAGGAAGACCUACACACAGCAUAUACAUAUGCAGCAUCUUCCUGGAGAAGGGGGAUUCUGGUGGCCCCUUGGUGUGUAACAAUAAAGCUCAAGGCAUUGUCUCCUAUGGAGACAGCAAAGGAACUCCUCCGGAAGUCUUCACCAGGAUCUUAAGCUAUAUGUCCUGGGUAAAGAGAACAAUGAGACGCUUCAAAUAGCAGGAUCAGAGAACUCCCAAAGCCCAUGACUGACAGUAAAUUUCUGUGGGGUACAGAUCAGCUGCAAGAGAUUGCCAGAGCCUUAAUAAAUGUUCCAUCCA